AUGUAUGCAGCGCCGAAUCCUGCCGAUACAGCAACGAGAACUUCACGCCCGAUGAUUGGAGCAAUAUUUUGUGGAGCAUUUCUUUUAUUUUUACUUGCUGCAGCUAUUGUAUUACCUAUUUAUACACCAACAAAAUCAACUAUCUUAGAUCCUGAUUCAGGCAUAAGUAAUUUAAUUACAAUGGUUGCCAAUGAUGGUAGCACAAGUACCAGCAGACGAAAAAGAGCUGCUUCAUAA
This is a messenger RNA of Rotaria sp. Silwood2, 237 nucleotides long. Lineage: Eukaryota; Metazoa; Rotifera; Eurotatoria; Philodinida; Philodinidae. The record is from the annotation of a GenBank genome assembly.